Messenger RNA from Miscanthus lutarioriparius, 1866 nucleotides. The record is from the annotation of a GenBank genome assembly. Lineage: Eukaryota; Viridiplantae; Streptophyta; Magnoliopsida; Poales; Poaceae.
AUGGAGGGCCUGAUCGGGUUGAUGAACCGCAUCCAGCGCGCCUGCACUGCCCUCGGAGACCACGGAGGAGGAAGCGACUUGCCCACCCUCUGGGAGUCUCUCCCAACAAUCGCCGUCGUCGGAGGCCAGAGUUCGGGCAAAUCCUCUGUGCUUGAGAGCUUUGUUGGCACCGACUUUCUUCCUCGUGGAUCGGGAAUUGUCACGCGAAGGCCUUUAGUGCUACAGCUGCACCAGACAGAAAAUGGAUCUCAGGAGUACGCAGAGUUCUUACAUAAGCCGAAAACAAGGUUUUCAGACUUUGCCCUUGUUCGCCAAGAAAUUGCCGAUGAGACGGAUAGACUGACUGGAAAAACUAAGCAAAUAUCUCCUGUCCCUAUUCAUCUCAGCAUCUACUCGCCCAAGGUUGUGAACUUAACGUUGAUUGAUCUUCCGGGGUUGACAAAAGUUGCUGUAGAGGGACAGUCUGAAAGUAUUGUGGAAGAUAUAGAGAAUAUGGUUCGCUCAUAUGUUGAUAAGCCCAACUGUAUUAUUUUGGCUAUAUCUCCAGCAAACCAGGAUAUUGCAACUUCUGAUGCAAUUAAGCUCUCAAAAGAAGUUGAUCCAACAGGUGAAAGGACGUUUGGUGUGUUGACAAAGCUGGACCUAAUGGACAAAGGAACAAAUGCUCUCGAUGUUCUUGAGGGAAGAGCCUAUCGGCUGCAGAAUCCUUGGGUUGGAAUCGUCAACCGCUCACAAGCAGAUAUUAAUAGGAAGGUUGACAUGAUUUCAGCGAGGGAAAAAGAAAGGGAAUAUUUUGAAACCAGUCCUGACUAUGCUCAUUUAGCAAGUAGGAUGGGUUCCGAGUAUCUUGCUAAGCUUCUUUCUCAGCAUCUUGAAUCUGUUAUCAAAGCACGCAUUCCUAGUAUCACAGCGACAAUCAACAAAACUAUAGAUGAACUUGAAUCAGAGCUGGACAUCAUUGGGAAAGGUGUGGCUGCUGAUCCAGGGGCUCAACUGUACACCAUAUUGGACCUCUGCCGUGCUUUUGACCGUGUUUUCAAGGAACAUCUUGAUGGAGGGAGGUCAGGUGGAGAUAGAAUAUAUGGCGUGUUUGAUCAUAAGCUCCCUGCUGCUUUUAAGAAGCUUCCCUUUGACCGCUAUCUGUCGGUGCAAAACGUGAAGAAGGUGGUUUCAGAAGCAGAUGGCUAUCAGCCCCAUCUUAUCGCCCCUGAACAAGGAUACCGCCGGCUUAUUGAAAAAGGCAUUACCUAUUUCAGAGGACCAGCUGAAGCCACGGUUGAUGCGGUCCACGUUGUUCUAAAAGACUUGGUCAGGAAAUCCAUAGGGGAGACAGAGAAACUGAGAAGAUUCCCGACUCUUCAAGCUGCGAUUGCGACCGCUGCGAAUGAAGCCCUGGAACGAUUUCGGGAGGAUGGGCGCAGCACCGCACUUCGUCUAGUGGACAUGGAGGCUGCAUACGUGACGGUGGAAUUCUUCCGGAAGCUCCCUCAGGAUCCUGCGGCUGAUCCUAGUAGUAAGGUUGGAACUAAACCUCCAGUGGAGCCGUCGCCGUCGCCGGACCGCUACGGUGAUGGGCACUUCAGGAAUAUUGCCUCCAACGUGUCCCGGUACAUUCGGAUGGUUGGAGACGAACUCUUGCAGAAGAUCCCCAAGGCAGCUGUCCACUGCCAAGUUCGCGAGGCGAAGAGAUCUCUGCUGAACCAUUUCUACGUGCAGAUCGGGAAGAAAGAGGGUGGGGAGUUUGGGCAUAUGCUGGAUGAGGACCCGGCAAUGAUGGAGCGCCGGCAGCAAUGCUUGAAGAGGCUGGAGCUGUACAAAUCUGCCAGGGAUGAGGUCGAUUCUGUGGCAUGGAGCAGCAGCAGAUAA